AUGGCGCCCACUUAUGCCGGGAUGAGCGGCAGGCCGCUGUCGCUGACAGUGUCGACCAUCGCCACGAUGGGCUUCCUGUUGUUCGGUUACGAUCAGGGUGUCAUGUCGGGUAUUAUCUCUGCCUCCGCCUUCAACGACAUCUUCACGGCCACCAAGAACGACGACACAAUGCAGGCUACGGUAACGGCCGUCUACGAAUUGGGAUGUUUGUUCGGUGCUAUCUGGGCUCUGUUCAUGGGUGACCGUAUGGGCCGUCGGUGGAUGAUUAUUACCGGCGCCAGUAUCAUGAUCGUCGGUGUCCUUAUCCAGGUGACUGCUUUCAUCGGUCACGUCCCCCUCGCCCAGUUCAUCGUCGGUCGUGUUGUUACUGGUGUCGGCAACGGCAUGAAUACUUCUACUAUUCCUACCUAUCAGGCCGAGUGCGCCCGCACCAGCAACCGUGGUCUCCUCAUCUGUAUCGAGGGUGGUAUCAUUGCAAUCGGUACUGCGAUCGCCUACUGGAUCGACUUUGGUGCCUCGUACGGCCCUGAUGCCCUCGUGUGGCGUUUCCCUAUCGCUUUCCAGAUCGUGUUCGGUCUCAUGAUCAUUGUCGGCAUGUGGUUCUUGCCCGACUCUCCCCGUUACCUGAUCUCCAAGGGCAAGAUCCACGAGGGUGAGUACGUUCUGGCAGCCCUUGCUGGUACGGAGAUCGACACCCACGAGACCCAGAUGCAGAAGCAGCUCGUUAUCGAGUCCAUUGAGGCUGCUGGCGUUGCUGAGGGUGCUGGCUACUCAGAUCUGCUCACUGGCGGCAAGACUCAGCACUUGCGCCGUAUGCUUAUCGGCUCUUCGUCCCAGAUUGCCCAGCAGCUGUCUGGUUGCAACGCUGUCAUCUACUACCUGCCCGUCCUGCUCGAGCAGUCCCUGGGUCAAACCCGGUUUAUGGCAAUGAUUAUCGGCGGUGUCAACAUGAUCGUCUACGCUAUCUUCGCCACAUUCUCCUGGUUCUUCAUCGAGAAGAUUGGUCGCCGCAAGCUGUUCCUGGGCGGUAUGACCGGCCAGAUGGUGUCUAUGAUCAUCGUCUUCGGCUGCCUGAUCCCCAACUCUCCCGAGCCCGCCAAAGGUGCCGUGUUCGGUCUGUUCCUGUACAUGGCCUUCUUCGGUGCUUCCAUCUUGCCUCUGCCCUGGUUGUACCCCGCCGAGAUGUCGCCUAUCCGUACUCGUGCCAAGGCCAACGCUGUCUCGACCUGCUCCAACUGGUUGUUCAACUUCACCGUUGUUAUGAUCACACCCGUCAUGGUCGCCCACAUCGGUUGGGGAACCUAUCUCUUCUUCGCCGUGAUGAACGCCAUUUUCAUUCCCCCGAUGUACUUCUUCUACCCCGAGACCGCCGGUCGCUCGCUCGAGGAGAUCGAUCUUAUCUUCGCCAAGGGCUAUGUCGAAAACAUGAGCUACGUAAAGGCCUCCCGCGAGCUGCCCAGCCUCACCGACGAUGAGAUUGAGCAGUAUGCCAUCCAAUACGGCUUCCAGGCAGCCGGUCCCGGCGACAUCGAGAAGGGCACCCCUUCCCCUUCCUCGUCUGACGAGCAGCGCGACGAGAACUACAACACGCAGACCUUCUCCAGCUCCAACCAGGAAUAG
This is a messenger RNA of Penicillium cinerascens, 1620 nucleotides long. RefSeq names its product putative MFS monosaccharide transporter. Gene Ontology annotation, cellular component: membrane. The record is from RefSeq and is a predicted model, not a curated record. NCBI's taxonomy places the organism in Eukaryota, Fungi, Ascomycota, Eurotiomycetes, Eurotiales, Aspergillaceae. Gene Ontology annotation, molecular function: carbohydrate:proton symporter activity. Bases 1 to 1620 code for a protein of 539 amino acids. The transcript is spliced from 2 exons. Gene Ontology annotation, biological process: transmembrane transport; carbohydrate transport.